AUGCCACGGCCCGCGAAGCCUCCUAUGACCCUGAAGGAGGCAAAGCGGGCAUACAAAAAAGAUGGCGUCGGAUUCCAGUACACUGCAUCUCAAAUGGCGCGUGCCGAUCGUCAAGACGCGCAGGACGAGAAACGAAAGAAAGCACUGGACAAGGAGAGACAACGAGUCGAGAAUAAAAGAAAGAGAGACGAGAAGGAUACAAGAGAGCGUGCAGUCAAGCAGAAGAUGUUGGACGAGGGCAGAAUCACAGUUGAGGACACCUGGGGAAAAGUGGCAGCAAGUCAACCACGGCUGAAUAAAUUCUUUGGACAGAGGACUGCCGUCGCGCCGGCCAAGAGAAAGAUACAGGAAGAGACUGUCGCGCAUGCAGAGACUAGCUCACAGACUGUAUCUGUGGUGCACACCGACAAAGAGACCCGCGAGAGCCCUGAGGUACAACCUCCGCCUGAGUCCGCCUAUAGACUCACCGCACCAGUCUUCCAGGAAGCUCUUGGCCGGAAUCCAGCAGCUGACCCAACGUCUAGCGAUGAGGGCGAUGCCAGUGGGUUAGCCAUGCAGACGACGUUCUCUACGGUCGAUCGAGAAUCUCUAGAUGCCGCGCAGCACAGGGAUAUACGGAGUCCGCGACCCAGGUUAAGGGAACUAAGACCGUCGCAAAUUAACGCACGCUCGACAAGAUCACAGUACAUCCAAGCCGAUACCACAUGUAUAACACCCGUCAGAGGAUCGCCAGCGCUUGUUAAUGAGCAAGGGAGCGAGCUGGAUCGCUCUGCGUCAGCAAGACAAAGCCAGACAAGAAAACGUGACGCACGUGUCUCUGCUCCUGCCAGCAUAUUCCAUCCGCCUGAGAAUCGACGUCGUGCCCUGCCAGCAGCCAAAGAUGUGUCUCCGGCUACAUUUGACGAGGAAGAAGACUUCACAGACGGCAUCGAUGAUGACACACUCUUGAUGCUAUAUGACGAGCAGGAGCAAGAACUCCACACCCCAACAACUGCUAAUGCCUCUCAAUCACCUGCAGGCCUGAAUACUGAGAAAUCGGUCCCAGUGUCCUCGGGAGAGACCAAAGAGUGUCCUUCGCCCCCCAGACAGGCCGAAGUUAGCACCAUUACCACAAACAAGCACCAAGAUACUAUGCCUCUGACAUCGAAGGGUCUCUCCGAAAGCUUCAGCUCUGUCUUCAACGAGAUCGACGAUGACGAGCUGAUCGCCUUAGCAGAGAAAGUGGAGGCCAGCAUGCCUUCUCCUUCUCCUGCUGCGCCAGUUGCUGUCGCAACACCCAAGCCUCCUAAGCAAUCAGCCGAGCCUUCUCGAAAAGCCACGGUUCGUGCGGCACUCCCACAGCCGCCGCCCAGGUUGAGUAUGCCGCCACCUAAGCGCUCUGGACAAGUGUCCGAGCGUACAACGAGCAUGACUUCUUCCGAGCAUAUCAGUCCAAGCACGGAGGCAACGCCCCAACCAACGUCGGAAGUACCUUUCUCAAGAACCAAUCCGAAGCCCCUGCCACGAGCGAGCAUGCCUCCACGUACGACAAGAUCCAGCAUGCCACCACCCCAAACAAAAUCACUACCGAGCAAAGCACAGCCUCCAUCGCCUGUGCUCAAACAGCCUCCAUCGCCUGUGCUCAAACAGCCUGCGAAUCGAAGGACACUACCGUGGAAAAUUCCCUCAAAUGAUUAUUAUGAUGAAUUCGACGUCCCGGGCCCCUCGACACAGGCAAUAAUGGUGGAACUAGCAGAGGAAGCUGAAGCGCGAAUUCAGAAAGUGUACAAGUAA
Messenger RNA from Exophiala viscosa, 1773 nucleotides. RefSeq lists its product as uncharacterized. The record is from RefSeq and is a predicted model, not a curated record. The coding region runs from base 1 to 1773 and encodes 590 amino acids. The transcript has a single exon. NCBI's taxonomy places the organism in Eukaryota, Fungi, Ascomycota, Eurotiomycetes, Chaetothyriales, Herpotrichiellaceae.